Molecule: messenger RNA, 1845 nt
Organism: Eucalyptus grandis
Lineage: Eukaryota; Viridiplantae; Streptophyta; Magnoliopsida; Myrtales; Myrtaceae
Exons: 6
Coding region: 173-1189 (338 amino acids)
Source: RefSeq, a predicted model, not a curated record
GCCAGACCCUUUGCGGGAAAGAAGAGAAGACCACUCCGAAUUCUCGGGGAAGAGAGAAGAGUCCUCUCGCCUGCGUUGUGGGGUGACUUGUCGACCGAGAUCUGCCUUCCGGAAGAUGAAUCCGUCCCCUCGCGAGUGAAGAAACUCGCUAGAAAUUCGUCGUCAGGUUCUAAUGGGCGAGACAGAUAAAGAUGCGGGAAGCACAGCUUCAAAUGGCAGCAGAAGACAUAGUGGGCUGAAGGUUCUUGAUCCUGCUAUCUCUAGAUUCUUCGGGCAGCUUCCUCAGAAGCUCGGGAAUGGCUUCAAGUUGCCACUUAAAAUGAUUAAAAGGGAAAAUGAAAGGGCAAACUCCGGAAGCUCUUCUUUGAGGAACUUGAGUAAAACCUUGACUGAUUUUGAGGUCAAUCUGGAGAAGCAAAUGCAAGCAUGGCAUGAAAAUCCAGUGUGGGUGGAUCAAGCUCCAGAAGUAAAGGUGAGCGUGCCAAAAGGAUCUCUUUGCAAUCUCAAUGUAAAUGUCAAUGUGGGGUUGCCUCCAGAUGCUGUGUAUAACAUUGUUACUGAUCCUGAUAAUAAAAGGGUUUUCAAGAAUAUUAAGGAAGUCAUAUCCAGAAGGGUUUUGGUUGAUGAAGGUUUAAGACAAGUUGUUGAAUUGGAGCAAGCGGCCUUGUGGAAAUUCCUUUGGUGGUCAGGGACCAUUUCAGUACAUGUUUUGGUGGAUCAAAAUAGAGCAGAUCACUCGAUGAAGUUCAAGCAAGUGAAAACGGGGUUUAUGAAAAGAUUCGAAGGGUGCUGGAGAGUAGAACCUUGGUUUGUCGACGAGAAACUCUGCUACCCCCUUAAGCCCAAGACUUGGGAAGACUAUAAUUCAUGUACUGGAGGAAAAGGAAGGAUCGGAUCAAAAGUGAGCUUGGACCAGCUGAUCCAACCAGCUCUAGUCCCACCUCCGCCCAUUUCUUGGUAUUUAAGGGGAAUCACUACCAGGACCACUGAGAUGCUGAUAACUGAUUUGCUUGCUGAAACAGCAAGAGUCAGGGGUGGCCUUAAUCCUGUGAAAUCAGGUAAUAAUCAUGAGCUGUCUGACAACACACUCGAUAAGCAACUUGAGGAAACGGGUGACAUUAAAGAGCGAUGGGCCCUGCGGAGGAGGUUGAUGAAGCAAAGAGAUAGAAGGGUGCUAUCUGGGCAAUGAUGCUCAGGUGAUUAGUUUUGCAUCUGUCGACAGGAAUCUAUUUUCUGUAUUAAAUGCCUUCUUUGCUCAGACUACACCAUCCCUACUUAACCUUCUCGAAUGCGUCACGGUUGCAUAACUUUCCUUUCAAAGGCCGGUGCACUCACACACCUCCGGAAGUCUGGAAUAGGUCACACUCUAAUUCUCUGUUCUUAUGGAACUCGCCGGAUUGUGAUGAAGUUUCCGGUAACGAAGUACCGUAGACACGAUGACAGCUACUUAUGAAGACACCUUCAUGGUGAGUUGAUGACGAGGUCUCAGGCAUGUGAAGCUAGAUGUACGUGAAACAAAGGAUUCUUGAAGCCCAUUGAGGUAUUUUGUGCAUAUGUACUAUUAUUCUUACUUGUCCCAUGAUAGAGGUGUUACUUAGUGAAGAAGAAAGUUUUAUUUUCUCGGCGUUAGGUGCGAUCGGCGGCGGCCAUAGGCCCGUAACAACCGCCAUCUUCUUUGCUAUUCAGUGGCGACCCCUUCACUCUGCUUUUCCACCAUGCUCUGGUCAUUCACACCGUUGGAACUGUUUUAGUAGAAUAUCUCAUGUACGCAGUUUAAUAUGGAUCAGGUUGAGUAGACUACUUUGUCUGAAAUUGCUUAUAUGGUUGAAAGGCACAUUCGAAAUA